Asterias rubens (European starfish) is the source of this 2695-nucleotide messenger RNA. Its product is annotated as SCO-spondin-like. Gene Ontology annotation, cellular component: extracellular matrix. The transcript has 16 exons. Bases 221 to 2695 code for a protein of 824 amino acids. The record is from RefSeq and is a predicted model, not a curated record. Lineage: Eukaryota; Metazoa; Echinodermata; Asteroidea; Forcipulatida; Asteriidae. Gene Ontology annotation, molecular function: protein binding.
UGGAACAGUGUCAGUCAUUGGUGAGAACCAGGAUUGUGGAAGUGGUCACUCUGUUACCUGCACUAAAGCUGUGUUAGUUAAAGUCAAUGACACCGAAGUCUACCUCAAGCAGGGGAAACUCGUUGAAGUGAAUGGCAUUGAGAUUACACCACCCUUUGUCAAUCAGCACGUGUCUGUGCGGAGAGCGUCAUCAAAGUUCCAUAUCCUUGAAGCAUUUGGAAUGAGCUUGAAGUGGGAUGGGAUUGACAGGUUGUACAUCACCUUGGCUCCGAGCUACAUGAACAAAGUACGUGGAUUGUGUGGCACUUUUGAUGCCAAUCAAAACAACGACUUCAUCACUCCAGCCGGUGACAUCGAAACCAACAAAAUCGCCUUCACUAACAAAUUUGUUGUUGAUCCUGGCUGCUACGAACCAGAAACUACAGUUUCCCUUCCUCCGUGCAGUCUAAACUCUCACAUGGCAAACUUUGCUGAAGCAAAAUGCGCCAUUUUAAACGCAGAUAUCUUCCGUGCUUGUCACGGAAGUGUGAGCCCGGAUUUAUAUUAUGAUAUCUGUAUGUACGAUGUAUGUGGAUGCGAUACGGCAUAUACAGCGACAUGUUUGUGUGAGUCGAUAGCGGGAUAUGCUAUGGAGUGCGCUAAUGAAGGGAUAUUUGUGGACUGGAGGGAACAUGAGUUAGUCGCUAAGUAUUGUGAUGUCUCUUGCCCAGGAAGCCAAGUGUACAGUAACUGUGGCCCGACCUGUGGCCAAUCCUGUCGUGACCUCAGCCUCCCAUGUAUUGAGACAGACUAUUGUGUAGAGGGAUGUAACUGCCCGGAGGGAUCAGUGCUUGAUGAUGAUGGCAACUGUAUUUCCCCAUCAUUUUGCCCCUGCUACUAUGAUGAUCAUGUGUACUCCCCUGGUGAUGAAAUAGAACAGUCCUGCCGAACAUGUACUUGCAUCAACGGAACCUUUGACUGCAUUGGUGAGGAAUGCAACGAGACAUUGAUAUGUCCUAAUAACCUUGUAUUUGAUGUCCAUGCUACGCCUUGCCCUAUUACCUGUGAUAACUUAGAUCAUUAUCGGUCAUGUGUGGCAUCAACAAGGCCAGGAUGUAUCUGCCCAACUGGAUAUGUGCUAAAUGAAGAUGUGUGCGUUCUGCCAUCAGAGUGUCCUUGUUAUCACAGUGGGCAUAGCUAUCAACAUGGUCAGUCUAUGCAGAUUGAUGCAUGCAAUCAAUGUGUGUGCAAAGGAACCAUGUGGGACUGCACUCAUAAAGUAUGUCCAGCCGUCUGCUCUGCAGUAGGAGAGGGCCAUUAUACAACAUUCGACGGUCGGAUGUAUUCCUUCGUUGGUGACUGUCGCUACACCAUGGUCCAGUCAACCAACGACACGUUCUCAGUCGAAGUAGAAAACGUCGUCUGCGGGUCAAGCGGAAUCACAUGCACCCGGGCCAUCGAGAUUAACAUCGGUGAUUAUGUCACGAUCUUCCUGGUGCGUGGUGGAGAGGUCACUGUUAAUGAUGUCAAAGUUCAACUGCCUAAGCAUUAUUACUCGCUACAGAUUGAGAAAUCGGGAUUCUUUUAUACCAUCACAUCUAAUAUUGGACUCCGAGUAUUAUGGGAUGGAGGCACCCGUGUGUACGUUGAGGUGCAACCUCACUUUGGUGGUCAGCUAUCAGGGUUAUGUGGUAACUUUGAUGGGAAUCAAGAGAAUGAUUUUACUGCUUGGAGCGGCGCUGUUGAGCAGAGUGCGGAUAACUUUGCUAAUACAUGGAAGGUCAGCGUUGGAUGUCCAGAAUUGUAUCAUGAAGAUGUUGUUCAUCCUUGUACAGUUAAUGGUCAUCGUGAGGCUUGGGCACACCGACGUUGUAACAUUCUUAUGCAGUCAUUGUUUGAGCCAUGUCACUCCAUCGUCGAUCCUUCACCAUAUCUUGAGAAUUGUAUCUACGAUUCGUGUGGAUGUGAUAUAGGUGGUGAUUGUGAAUGUUUAUGUACAGCAAUCUCUGCUUAUGCCAUGGAAUGUUCCCGUAGUGGUGUCCACGUCAAAUGGAGAUCUCAAGACCUCUGUGCCAUCCAGUGUGAGUAUGGUUUUGAGUACUCUGCAUGUGGACCUUCAUGCCAAGAAACUUGUCAGACUAUCGGUGAUGAGAAACCAGAAUAUUGUAAUGGCUGCGUCGAGGGAUGUCACUGCCCUGAAGGAAUGGUCGUACAAGAUGGUGGAUGUGUUCCUGCUGAUGAAUGCCCUUGUUACCAUGGAAAUGCAGAGUAUACUCCAGGCACCAUUUUACUGAUAGACUGCCAGAAUUGCACUUGUGUCAGAGGAAAUUUAGAGUGCUUUGGAGAAUCUUGUAAUAUUACAUGUGCUGAGACUGAGUUCCAUUGUGAUAAUGAUUUAUGUAUCCCUCAUGGUUGGACCUGUGAUGGAGACGAUGAUUGUACAGACGGGUCCGAUGAGAAGGAUUGUGUGUACACCUGUAUAGCUGACCAGUACACCUGUGAUAGCGGCCAUUGUAUUGAUGCAAGAUAUUACUGUGACGGGUCACCAGACUGUGAGGAUAAUUCAGAUGAGGCAGAUUGUCCUUUACCAUCUUGCUAUGGAGGAGAGUUCCAGUGUGACAAUGGCAAAUGUAUCUCUCGGGAGUUUGUUUGCGAUGGAGAAAUGGAUUGUGGCUUCAAUGAUGCUGCUGAUGAAAUAAAUUGCAGUAAGUUUUGA